AUGGCCUCACCGAUAACUGAGGCCUCGGUCCUCGCUGCCUUUGAUGAAAAGGUUCGGGACGGGAUCGUGAUGUACGCCGAAGACAUGGAGAAAAUUUAUCAUGAGGACGGAGGUUUCAAGUUUGAGUUCCGCUUGACGGCCGCGUUGAAGAGUAAACCCGCCGCGGUAGAAGAUAACGCGGAGCUAGACGACGCAGACGACGAAACGAGCCCGCCGUCUCAGACGACCGCAAGCGCAGCCUCGCGCGCUCACAGUCACACCCACGGCAAAGAGAAACACCGUGAUAAGAACAACCGAAUCACCCUCGAUGAAGAAGGGAACCUUCCCGGAGGUGACAUUAGCAUCGCGGGCUUCGAGCUCACGACCAUCAGCGGUGGCGGGGACGAAGAAGCCACACACGUGCUGGCGUUCAACAAGUUCUGCGCGUACAGGCCGCAUCUUCUCCUUUUGACUGCCGACGGGAGGAGGAGGCAGUUUGAGGGGUUGGGUGAGCGGGAUCUAGGGGCUGCGGUGGAGGUUCUGGGGGGGUUGAAUGGACGAUGGGGUGGUGAGGUGAAGGGUGUUGACGGCGGGAAGAAUGGACAAGAGUAUCUGGUCAUCUUCAACUGUGGUAAAGAGGGCGGGUAUAGUCGGUUGCAUAAGCAUAUGCAGGUUAUCCCUGCGCCGGAGGCGAUUCCCAUGUGGCCUGACCUCGUCGACUCCGGGUACGGGACGGAGACGGAAGCGGUCGGCGAUGGGGAGCAGGAGCCGCCGUUCCGAUACUUCAUCCACCGCUUCAGCGGCACAUCACCGCCCUCGACAAAGGACCUCACGGCGAAGUACAGAGACAUGCUCCGCCAGACGACGGAGCUGAUCCCCGGCCGGGAGAAGAUUGUCGAGGAGGACGGGGACGGGAGGGCCGUGGCGGUGCCGCAUAAUGUUAUCCUCGGGCGGCGGUGGAUCGUUGUGGUUCCUAGGGUGAAGGCGGGUGUUGACGGGGCGGAUGUAAAUGCUGUUGGUAUGCUUGGUGUCGUGUGGGCUUCGAGGCCGGAGACGGUGGGGAAGUGGAGGGAGUUGGGGGCGAGGAGGGUGCUUGGGGAGGUUGGCGUUGGGAGAUGA
Messenger RNA from Colletotrichum fioriniae, 1098 nucleotides. RefSeq lists its product as uncharacterized. The record is from RefSeq and is a predicted model, not a curated record. NCBI's taxonomy places the organism in Eukaryota, Fungi, Ascomycota, Sordariomycetes, Glomerellales, Glomerellaceae. Gene Ontology annotation, molecular function: ATP:ADP adenylyltransferase activity; ATP binding. Gene Ontology annotation, biological process: nucleotide metabolic process.